This is a messenger RNA of Amaranthus tricolor (Joseph's coat), 5214 nucleotides long. RefSeq lists its product as uncharacterized. Gene Ontology annotation, biological process: DNA integration. Bases 1 to 5214 code for a protein of 1737 amino acids. Gene Ontology annotation, molecular function: nucleic acid binding; zinc ion binding. The transcript has 5 exons. The record is from RefSeq and is a predicted model, not a curated record. NCBI's taxonomy places the organism in Eukaryota, Viridiplantae, Streptophyta, Magnoliopsida, Caryophyllales, Amaranthaceae.
AUGAAUUAUUGGAACUUCACAAUCAUUGUGCAGAUAAUCCACUGCACAUGUGAUACAAAUGAAGUAUCAAAGAUCAGGGUCUGCACAGAGGAGAUGCAAGAACAAAACAGCACACUAGAUUUGACAUCUACGCCAAUUGCAUGUGGGACACCAAGGACUGCCAUAGAUACGCCUCAACAAUCACUCAUGAAGCCAAGAACAUAUGACCAAAACAAGGGAACCCAACUCGCCACGAAAUCCAACAGCAAGAGCUCAACAGGUCAGACAGAACCCAAAAACAGAGCAACAAAGUGUCCUGGCAAACAGCUGACCUUGGUGAACCGCCUGAACUCAGACCGGAAACACUUGGACCGGGAGGAAGGUUGGAAUGGCAUCUCACCACAUGGGCCAAGCCACCAAGGGCCAAGGGGUUGUGGAGCAACCUUUGGCCGGCAAGAGGAUAAACUACGGAGUGGUUUAGAAUCCCAAAGGCACCCUGCAAUCAAGGGCUGGAAGUCCUUGCAUUCUGUCUCUGGUCGAGUGGAUAUGACCGUGGAGGAAAGAUUUGGGAUAUUAGAAGAAAAUAUGAGAUUAGUCAUGCAAACUCUGAAUCAAUUAAGGAUCGACAAUCAACAGGAUAGAACACCAAACCCUAAUUUGCGACCCUACGAAGAUAGAACGGUUAAAAUUGAUAUUCCUGAAUUCGAUGGACAUUCCUAUGACCCUGGGAAAUAUCUUGAAUGGGAAGAUCGAAUGGACAAUUACUUUGAAUUCAAGAACACGCCCCCAGACCAACAGUACAAACUAGCUAAGGUUAAGUUGAUUAAAUCGGCUGCCAUAUGGCUCGAGGGAGUGCAGAAACGUAGAGUCAGGGAAGAGAGGGGUAGGAUUAAUUCUUGGACCAAACUCAAGAAGCACAUGAGAAGGAAGUAUGUCCCAACUACCUGCAAACAGCAGCAGUAUGUCCAGUUCAGUGCUUUAACCCAUGGGAAUCGACCUGUGCAAGAAUACAUCCAUGAAUGGGAUAGGCUAAGUGUUCUUUGCGACAUUAAUGAUCCUGAAGAAUUAAGAGUGAGCAAGUUUAUAGCAGGAUUGAGGGAGAACCUUAGACACCAAUUGAUGAUUACACCCGAUUUGACAGUGCACUCAGCAGGGCUACAAGCCAUUGAGCUGGAAAGGAUUGCUAACAGAUUCACCCACGCACCAAGGCAGCCUAGUAAAGCCUACACACCCAGGAACCUAAGCACCACACCUACACCUAAGAAAGACCAGCAGAACAGUGGGCAAAGGACUAACAUAGUGAGAGGAGACCCACCUACAAACCCCAAAGAUGUGGUAUGCUUUAAAUGUAAUGGGAGAGGACACUACAAAAGAGACUGUCCUAAUGCUAGGGCUUUCACUAUGAGAGAGUGGAAUGACAUUAGGCAAGAUACUCAGUCAAAGAAGAUUUUAGUUGCUAAGAAUGGUCAGGAAGAGGAAAUGUACCCUCCAAAUUUGAGUGAUGAUGAUGGCACUUACUUAGAGGAUGAGGAAGGAAAUAGGCGCAGGUUUGAGGGAGACACAGAGGAGGAGGAAGAUGAGGAUGUAGAGAGAGUGUUACCUGAGGAAGAACACCGUAGUUUGGUCAUUAGGAGAAGUUUCCACACCACACCCUUAGCAAGGAAGUCUGACCAAAGGGAAAACAUAUUCCAAACUAAAUGCAAAGUGCAGGGGAAGGUUUGUGAUCUCAUUAUUGAUAGUGGAAGUGAGUCCAACUGUGUGAGCAGACAGCUGGUAGAUGAACUAAACCUAGACACCAAGCCCCACCCUCACCCAUACAAGAUGAAGUGGUUGGACAACAAAGCUAGUGGGUCAGUGAGUAGGCAAUGUUUGGUGAACCUUACCUUAGGGUCAUAUACUGAUGAGGUUCUGUGUGAUGUGUUUGAGAUGGAAGCUUGCCAUUUACUAUUAGGUAGACCUUGGCAAUAUGACAAAAAAACCUCACACAAUGGUUACACUAAUACUUACACCCUUAAGCAUAAUGGGAAGAAAAAGGAGCUAGUACCUCUGCCCCCACACCAAACUGUACCCCCCAAACCAUCUAAAACACCCAUACACUUGAUGACCAGGAGAGAGUGUGAAAGGGAGAUUGAAGGAAAAGGAGAAUCAUACCUGUUGAUCACUAAGGAAGUUCAGAAUACCACACCUAUACCACCUGAAUUACAGGGACUGUUAGAACAAUUCAGUGAUGUUUUUCCAAAUGAUCUACCACCUGGACUCCCACCUGUGAGAGGGGUUAAACAUCAGAUUGAUUUAAUUCCAGGGGCUAGCCUACCUAACAGACCUGCCUACAGAACCAACCCCAUGGAGACUAAGGAAUUACAGAGACAGGUUGAGGAGUUAAUACACAGGGGUUAUGUGAGAGAGAGCUUAAGUCCAUGUGCUGUACCUACUUUGCUGGUUCCAAAAAAAGAUGGUACAUGGCGGAUGUGCAUUGAUAGUCGUAGUAUGAAUAAUAUUACCAUUAAAUAUAGGUUCCCAAUACCUAGAAUUGAUGACCUUCUUGAUGAACUAGCUGGUUCAGAAUGGUUUAGCAAGAUAGACCUGCGUAGUGGAUACCACCAAAUUCGAAUGAAAGAAGGAGAUGAGUGGAAAACCGUAUUCAAAACUAAGUAUGGGCUUUAUGAGUGGCUGGUGAUGCCUUUUGGGUUAACAGGGGCCCCAAGUACCUUUAUGAGACUCAUGAAUGCAGUCUUAAGGCCAUUUUUGGGGAAGUUUGUUGUUGUAUACCUUGAUGACAUAUUGAUAUAUAGCAAAACCAUGGCAGAGCAUUUGAACCAUAUUGAGACCUUGUUUAAGACUUUGAGAACACAGAGACUAUAUGGCAAACUAGAAAAAUGCAGCUUCCUCUUACCAGAAGUUAGUUUUUUAGGGUAUAUCAUAGGGAAAACAGGAGUCAAGGUGGACCCAGACAAGGGGAAGUUUGAAUGGACCUCAGCAGCACAGCAAGCCUUUGAAAACCUUAAGGACAUGAUGUGCAAGGCUCCUAUACUUAAAUUACCUGACUUCACCAAGCCAUUUGAGUUGGAAUGUGAUGCUUGUGGGGUAGAAAUUGGGGCUGUGCUUGUUCAGGAAGGAAGGCCUGUUGCUUUUUUCAGUGAAAAGCUGAAUAACAGUAGACUGAAUUAUUCCACAUAUGACAAAGAAUUCUACGCCAUUAUUAGAGCCCUUGAACAUUGGUCACACUAUUUGAGGAUCCAACCAUUUGUUUUACAUACAGACCAUGAAUCCUUAAAACACAUUAAUAGCCAACAUAAGCUGAACAGUAGGCAUGCAAGAUGGGUGGAGUUUUUGCAAACUUUUGAUUUCUCAGCCAAACAUAAGGCAGGAAAGGCCAACAUUAUAGCUGAUGCCUUAAGUAGAAAGUACAAUAUACUUGGGAUAGUAGGAUCUAGAAUUUUGGGCUUUGAAUUCAUAAAAGACCAAUACCCUGUUUGCCCUGAUUUUUCUGAAUUAUACCAGGCAUGUAGAGACAAACCUCAAGGCUUGUAUAGUAUUCACCAAGGUUUCUUGUUCAAAGGUAACAAACUGUGUAUACCCAAGCUUUCUCUUAGGUCUGUUUUAGUGAAGGAAGUACAUGAAGGUAGCAUUGCAGGACACUUUGGAAUACAAAAGACCUUAGAAAUAUUAGCAAAGCACUUCUACUGGCCAAAGAUGUUAGGAACAAUGGGUAAGCACAUUUUGAGAUGUGAAACGUGCCUCAAGGCAAAAGUAACUUUCCACAAAGGAGAGUAUAUACCCUUGCCUAUUGCACAAAAACCUUGGGAGCACAUUAGUAUGGAUUUUAUGAUGGCUUUACCAAAAACAAAGAGAGGCAAAGAUGCCAUCAUGGUAGUUGUAGAUAGAUUUUCAAAAAUGUCUCACUUUAUAGCUUGCACUAAGGUGGAUGAUGCACAAAGCAUUGCAAGGUUGUUUUUUGCUGAAAUAGUUAGGUUGCAUGGCAUACCAAGAACCAUUGUUUCAGAUAGGGACAGCAAGUUUCUCAGCUAUUUUUGGAAAAGUUUGUGGAAGAUGAUAGGCUCUAAACUAUUGUUUAGCACUGCUUACCAUCCACAAACGGAUGGCCAAACAGAAGUGACCAAUAGAACUUUGGGCACCCUGCUCAGGGCCCUAAUAAGCAAAAAUAUCAGAGAAUGGGACUUGAAACUUUGUCAUGCUGAGUUUGCAUAUAAUAGAACACCAAGUCAUGCUACAAAAUACUCACCAUUUGAAUGUGUUUAUGGCACUAAUCCUUUACUUCCUAUAUCUCUUAUCGACCUGCCUAUGUGUGACAGCAAGAGCAUGGAAGCAGAAGAUAUGAUCAAGCAGAUGGAAACAAUACACAAGCAAGUACAUGACAAUUUGGAGAUUACUAACUCAAAGUAUAAGCAACAAGCAGACAAACACCUGAAGCUGAGACAACCUAUCAAGGAAGGGGACUUAGUGUGGGUGUAUCUCAGAAAGGAAAGGUUCCCACAAUUAAGAAAAAACAAGCUUAUGCCAAGAGCCAUAGGUCCUUUCCCAGUAAAGAAGCAGUUUGGCAAAAAUGCAUUUGAAGUCCAGCUGCCAGCAGAGUAUAACAUCUCCUCUACAUUCAACGUAGGAGAUCUCACACUGUAUGAACCUGACAGAGAAUUGAGGACAAUUCUUCCCCAAGAGGGAGGAGUUGAUACAAAUAAAGUAUCAAAGAUCAGGGUCUGCACAGAGGAGAUGCAAGAACAAAACAGCACACUAGAUUUGACAUCUACGCCAAUUGCAUGUGGGACACCAAGGACUGCCAUAGAUACGCCUCAACAAUCACUCAUGAAGCCAAGAACAUAUGACCAAAACAAGGGAACCCAACUCGCCACGAAAUCCAACAGCAAGAGCUCAACAGGUCAGACAGAACCCAAAAACAGAGCAACAAAGUGUCCUGGCAAACAGCUGACCUUGGUGAACCGCCUGAACUCAGACCGGAAACACUUGGACCGGGAGGAAGGUUGGAAUGGCAUCUCACCACAUGGGCCAAGCCACCAAGGGCCAAGGGGUUGUGGAGCAACCUUUGGCCGGCAAGAGGAUAAACUACGGAGUGGUUUAGAAUCCCAAAGGCACCCUGCAAUCAAGGGCUGGAAGUCCUUGCAUUGUACCUAUCAUUCGAGUACUCAGGAAGUGCAAUCAAAGUACCCCGUUCACCCACAUCAGAAAACCAAGAAAGACUUUCUUGUUCUGUUUGCAUGA